AUCUCUUGCCGUGCACAACAUGAAUUUUAUAAUAUUUGCGACCGCUUUAGUUUGCCUCUGGGCAUCAGCUUCUCAUGCCGAUCCACUGAUAGUAAAUCUGGCAAAUGGCAAACUACGUGGUCGCGAUAACGGUGGCUUCUACAGCUUCGAAUCUAUACCAUAUGCUGAGCCACCACUGGGAGAACUGCGAUUUGAGGCACCUCAGCCAUAUAAUCGGCAGUGGAAUGAGAUCUUCAAUGCCACCAAUCCUCCUGUACUGUGCAUUCAAUGGGAUCAGUUUAUUGAUCAGCCCGACAAGCUGGCAGGUAGCGAGGACUGUCUCACUGUGAGUGUGUAUAAACCAAAGGACGCCAAUCGCCAGAGUUUUCCGGUUAUCGUACAUAUACAUGGCGGAGCAUUCAUGUUUGGUGGAGCAUCUCAGCAUGGACACGAGACACUAAUGGCGAGCGGAAAAGCGAUUGUUGUGAAGAUCAGCUAUCGGUUGGGUCCAAUUGGCUUCUUGAGCACUGGCGACUUAGAGUUAACUGGAAACUAUGGACUUAAGGAUCAACGCUUGGCGCUUCAAUGGAUUAAACAGAAUAUUGGACAUUUUGGCGGUGAGCCCGAGAAUAUACUCGUGAUUGGUCAUUCCGCUGGUGGUGCUUCGGUUCAUAUACAACUUCUCCAAGAGAACUUCAAGCAGCUGGCAAAGGUGGCAGUAUCGCUUAGUGGAAAUGCUUUAGAUCCGUGGGUUGUUCAAAAGGGUGCUUCUCGCAGAGCCUUCGAGUUGGGACGAAUUGUUGGUUGCGAAGCUACUAAAGACUCCAAGCAACUGAAGACUUGUUUGAGAACCAUCGAUGCAGCGAAACUAGUUCGAGCUGUGCGCCAGUUUUUGAUAUUUGACUACGUUCCAUUCACACCUUUUGGUCCAGUAGUGGAAGCUGCAGGUGCUCCCGAUGCCAUUCUCACUGAGCAUCCCAGUGAGAUCAUCAAAAGUGGAAAAUUCUCAUAAGUUCCUUGGCUGACAUCCUACACAACGGAAGACGGAGGUUAUAACGCAGCACUACUACUGGCGAAGCAAUCCAAUGGAGUGGAAGCCAUUGAUGAAUUGAACUCACGCUGGUACGAUCUUGCUCCAUAUUUCCUAUUCUAUCGUGACUCCUUUAAGACGAUUAACGAAAUGGACAAUUAUUCUCGCGAUCUGAGACAACAGUAUCUGGGUAAUCGUAACUUCAGUGUGGAUAAUUAUUUGGACCUGCAGCGUUUGUUUACGGAUGUGCUCUUCAAGAACGCUACUCAAAGUGCAAUUGAGCUACAUCGCCAAUAUGGGAAGAGUCCAGUCUAUGCAUUUGCCUAUGAAAUUCCCGCUGAUAAGGCAAUUGGACAAUGGUUGGCAAAGCGCAAUGACAUUUUUCUAGGCUCUGUUCACGGAGACGAUUACUUCUUGAUCUUUGAUAGUCCGAUUCGUCAACCUAUUCGCCCCGAUGAGAAACUUGUUUCAAAGCACUUAAUUAAAAUGCUGGAGGAAUUUGUACAAGCCGGCACAAUGACGUAUGACAAUUGCGUGUUUCGCGAUAAUGUAGGCCAAAAAGAAUUUCAAUUAGUGUCCAUCAAGCGGGACAAGUGUGUUCAUUUAGAAGUUGAGCAAUUCGCAUUGCUUUGCUUCUGGGCAACAACUGCUGUUCAUGCCGAUCCACUGAUAAUAAAUCUUCCAAAUGGCAAACUACUCGGACGCGAUAAUGGUGGCUUCUACAGCUACGAAUCUAUACCAUAUGCUGAGCCCCCACUGGGAGAACUUAGAUUUGAGGCACCUCAGCCAUACAAUCGGCAGUGGAAUGAGAUCUUCAAUGCCACCGAAGCUCCAGUUCUCUGCAUGCAGUGGAAUCAAAUCAUAGAAGAAGACGAUAAACUGGCUGGAAGCGAGGAUUGUCUCGUAGUCAGCAUCUAUAGACCGAAAAACCCAAGACGAGGAUUUGAGUCAGGAAUAACAUGGGAGCCACUGAAGGAUCAACGCCUGGCGCUUCAAUGGAUCAAGCAGAAUAUAGCUCAAUUUGGUGGCAUUGAAAUUAUUGAUGAAUUAAAUCGCCGCUGGAAUGAUCUUGCGCCACAUUUCCUAUUCUACCGUGACUCUUUUAAGACUAUCAAUGAAAUGGAUAUUUACUCACAAAACAUGAGACAACAGUAUCUGGGUAAUCGUAACUUUAGUGUGGAGAAUUACUUAGAUGUGCAGCGCAUCUUUACAGACGAACUUUUUAAGAACGACACUCAACUUGCAAUCGAUAUGCAUCGUAAAUAUGGAAAGAGUCCAGUCUACGGCUUUAUCUACGAUAAUCCCGCAGACACUGGAGUUGGUCAAUGGCUGGCAAAACGCAAUGAUACUUUUCUAGGCACUUUACAUGGUGACGAUUACUUUUUGAUAUUUGGAAAUCGAAUUCGACAGCCUCGCCUCGAUGAGGAUGUAAUAUCAAGGAAUCUAAUUAAGAUGCUAGAAAAUUUUGCUCAGACUGGUAAUUUGAUAUACGACAAAUGUGUGUUUCAAGAUAAUUCGCUUUCGAAAGUUGUCAACGCUCUGAUCAUGGAUUGGUCAAGCCUCCUUCUAUUGUUGUGGAUUACUCUGGUAGCCUCAGAUCCUGUAGCUGAUCCCUUAUUGGUGCAGCUGCCCAAUGGUCAAGUACGAGGACGGGACAAUGGAGCUUACUACAGCUACGAAGGGAUUCCAUACGCGGAACCUCCACUGGGAGAGCUCCGAUUUGAGUCACCUCAGCCCUAUAACCGCAAAUGGAAAGAAGAUUUCAACGCUACUAAAACCCCUGUCUUUUGCAUUCAGUGGAGUCAUUUCGUUCAAGAGUCCGACAAAUUGUUAGGCAGUGAGGACUGCUUGACUAUCAGUGUGUACAAACCGAAGAAUGCAACACGCAAAGUCUUUCCAGUUGUAAUUGAGAUACACGGUGGCGCCUUCACUUUCACAGUAUCGAGUGAGAAGAGUCACGUGAAUAUGAUGGCCAACGGAAGAGUGAUUUUGGUAAGGUUUAACUAUCGAGUAGGACCGAUGGGAUUUGCUAGCACCGGGGACAAUGUUCUGCCCGGUAACUACGGCUUGAAGGAUCAGCGUUUGGCAAUACAAUGGAUCAAAAAGAACAUCAAUUGCUUUGGUGGUGAUCCAGAGCAAAUGAUCGUAGUCGGUCUCGCUGCAGGCGGUGCCGCUGCCCAUUUGCAUCUGUUGCAGGAGAGCUUCAAGAGUGUGGCAAGAGGAGUCAUCUCAAUCAGUGGAAAUGCUCUGGAUCCCUGGGUAAUGCAGCAAGGCAUACAAAGUCGUACCUUAGAACUCGGUCGCACAUUGGGAUGCGGUUUAGCAAAAAGCUCUGUGGAGCUAAAGAAGUGCCUUAAAUCAAAGGAAGCAACGCAAGUAGUCAGAGCUGUGCACCAGCUCAUGGUCUUCGGGUUUGUGCCCUUCACUCCUUUCAGUCCGGUGAUUGAGCCCGCCGAUGUGCCAGAUGCCUUCCUAACCCAACACCCCAUCGACAUCAUCAGAAGUGGAAAGUUCUCCCAAAUACCUUGGACUGUAUCGUAUACCAGGGAGAAUGGAAUCUACAAUGCCGCCGAGCUAUUGAAGAGGCAAUGCGAUGGCACCGAGAUGAUCUACGAACUCAACAGUCGUUGGCUUGACCUGGCACCCGAAUUAUUGUUCUAUCGACAUGGCAAUCUGACAAUCGAGCAAAUGGACAAGCGUUCCCGAGAUCUUAGGGAACAGUAUUUGGGCAAUAAGAACUUCAGUGUGGAGAACUACUCAGAUGUGGAGCGCAUGUUCACCGAUAUUCUCUUCAAGAGUGGUACCGAAAAUGCAAUCGCUCUGCAUCGUCAAUAUGGAACGAGUCCCGUCUACGGCUAUGUCUACGAUAAUCCUUCGGAUUCUUCAUUUGGCAUAUGGCUUUCGAAUCGCACCGAUAUUACUUUUGGUACGGGCAUCGCAGACGACUAUUUCCUAAUGUUUGAGCAUCCUCUUCGAUCUACGCUACGCAAAGAUGAGAAGCGUAUCUCCAGUAAUCUUGUCAAAAUGGUGGAAGACUUUGUAGAAAGCGAGAACAACACUCUCGUCUAUGACUCAUGUUCAUUUCCAAGCAGCAUGAAUAAGAAAAGGUUCCAAAUGAUGUCCAUUAGGCGCGACUGCUGUAAUUUAGAGAAAGUUCAAUCUGAUUGAGUUAAGAGAUUCCGAACUUACGCGAGUAUAACAUAACGUCAAUGUCAGUAACGAAAAAACACAUUUUGUAUUUUAAAUAAAUGAAUACUGAUAAUUAGCAGUAAUUAUCAGUGAUAGUAUGUA
Messenger RNA from Drosophila albomicans, 4300 nucleotides. RefSeq lists its product as uncharacterized. Lineage: Eukaryota; Metazoa; Arthropoda; Insecta; Diptera; Drosophilidae. The record is from RefSeq and is a predicted model, not a curated record.